AUUGAAUUAACGAAUAUUUAGUGGAAUCCUAUUAAAUUUCCCCGUCGAGGCAACAAGGACGCGAUGAGGACCAGAGGUGAGUGCUGAGGAUGUGAAAGUGAUCUUUGAGUCAAAGGUGGUGAUGAUGUUCUACUGGAAAUGUGUAAUGAUGAUGAAGCAGUGAUGAAGAUGAUGGAGUUAAAUAUGUAGGAAAUUGUUUGUAUUUGUUAAAUGUCAUUUGAUUGAAUUAACAUCAAGCUGUGGAAUGUUUAUAGUGUUUAGUGCAGAAGGACACAUUUCUCUGGUUUAAUUAGAGUAUUUUGUUUGGUGGCCGUACAGAGUUCCUACAGACGAGCAGUCGGAGCUGAUGUUGUGAAGAGACCAUUAAUAAUAAAAUAUGAGCCCACGUCAUGAUGUGACGGUAGUUACAAGUCAACCACAUAGAGACAUAUAUGGCUUCAUUUUAACAAUCUUUGAAGUAAUUGGUUGUUGCUUUGAAGGGAAGUAAAAAGUUCUCCACUCGUUUCAUCAUCAUACUUUCAUUCUGCAGAAUGAAGUCGUGCGUCGAGCUUCUCUUUGUUUCUCUGCUGACAUUAUGUGAAGCACAAGGAACCAUUGUGACUCCUGUGUUUGUGCUGAAGGGACGUGAUCUGCUCCUCAAGCUUCAUGCUGAUCCUCCUGAGAAGUUUUUACUUGUUGACUGGAAAAUCAAUGAAACAGUCACUUUAGUAACAAUUGAUCAUAGUGGACAAUCAAAAGUCCAUGACAAUUUCACUGGACGGCUUGAGUUUGAAAAAUUCUCUGUGAGAUUGAAGAAUGUACAAGAGGUCGACAGUGGACUUUAUUCUGCUGUAGCAGUAACAGGUGUAAACAAACUACUGACUGAAUACAAGGUCACAGUUCAAGGACCAGUGUCUCCAGUUGAACUGAUCGUGGACGGAGUGGACAACAGCUCAGCGUCAUGUGACCUCCAUGUGACCUGCAGGACUCACAACGCUCACAUCAGCAGCACUUUCAGAUGUGUCGACCGGUUCUGCAGUCAGGAGGGAGGAGAGCGACCAGAGGUCACGACCUCUGGGGCUUCUCUCCAGAUCUACCUGUUGAACAGCACCAUCAUCUGUAACCAUAGCAACCAGGUUCACUGGAUCCAGGACUUUAAUACUGCUGAACAACAUUGCUACCCAAGUACUGAUCCUCUCCUUGUCUGGGUGAUUGUUAGUUGCACUGCUGCUCUCACUCUCAUCCUAAUUGUGGUUCUAUCCGUCUGGCUUUGUAUUGAUCGAAGGAGAAGAAUCUGUUCAAGAAGGAGCAUCGAUAAUGUAAUUUAUGAAGCUGCUCAGGACGAAACAUCUGCACCUCAGAACCCAACAAACGACGUCACCUACAGCUCGGACGAAACAUCUGCACCUCAGAACCCAACAAACGACGUCACCUACAGCUCGGACGAAACAUCAGCACCUCAGAACCCAACAAACGACGUCACCUACAGCUCGGACGAAACAUCUGCACCUCAGAACCCAACAAACGACGUCACCUACAGCUCGGACGAAACAUCAGCACCUCAGAACCCAACAAACGACGUCACCUACAGCUCGGUGAAGUUUCACGCUCGAUCUCCUCAGGCAGCCGCGGCGACACGCAGGAAUCAGUCAGAGAGCCUCUACGCUGAGGUGAAGAAACCCGGCAGGUCCUUCAACGAUUAAAGAGGAAUGUUUCCCCAAAUCCUGGAAUUCUGCUGGUAGUUUGCAGAGUUAUUGAAGCUUUCUGUGUUUUAGUUCAUGUGAUCUGCUUUAAUGCUGAAAAAUUCUCAUCCACACAAACGUGUCAUUGGAGAGAUUAAAAAUCAUUAAAUGUUACUAAACAUCACACACAUUUAAAAGUACCUUUUUUUAGCAUCACAAUUCAAGGUCUUAGUAAUUAGAUAUUUUACAUUUAAGAUCAAUGUAGAAAAAGUAAUAAAUAUGUUGUUGUCCUGCAGGAAGCUUCAGCUUUGGUUCCUGGUUUGAUUCUUCAUGUCACUUUU
Messenger RNA from Gasterosteus aculeatus aculeatus (three-spined stickleback), 2002 nucleotides. NCBI's taxonomy places the organism in Eukaryota, Metazoa, Chordata, Actinopteri, Perciformes, Gasterosteidae. The record is from RefSeq and is a predicted model, not a curated record.